Molecule: messenger RNA, 980 nt
Organism: Oncorhynchus kisutch (coho salmon)
Lineage: Eukaryota; Metazoa; Chordata; Actinopteri; Salmoniformes; Salmonidae
Product: adhesion G-protein coupled receptor D2-like
Exons: 8
Coding region: 12-980 (322 amino acids)
Source: RefSeq, a predicted model, not a curated record
GGCAGAGGGAGAUGCAGGGCUGCAGGACUCUGGAGGGCUGGUCUAGCCAACAGCUCCCCCUGUAUGACUCUGCAGACUGCUCCACCACACUGCCCUUCAUCUGCAGGACCAGCAGGGAGAGCUAUGUUAAGAUGAAGGAGUUGAGUGAGUCUCAGCGCUCCCAUCCUAGUCCCUUCAUGCACCACCUCAUGCAGAUCUCCAAUGGAACGCAGGGCGUGGAGGGUGUGAUGGGGGGGCAGCCAGGGAUCCAGAUGAGCUGGGGUCAGGCGUCCAGUCUGCUCAACAUGUCCAGGCAGGCCCUGGAGGACACCAGGGAGGGGCUGCAGCCUGGGGACAUGCUGUCCAUGGUCCAGCUGCUAGCGCGGGCUGCAGACGUGCCCACAGACACGGCCGCGGAAGGCAACGACAGCCUUGCCACCAUCAGCGCCGGGGAACUCAGCCACACCUUUAUCACUGUGGCUGAUAGCCUCAUCAGCCAGGACAACGCCCCCAAGUGGCAGGCCAUCAAACAGGUGGUGAGUGGACCGAUGGCUGUGGUCAAGAGCAUUGACCGCAUGGUGACCAGUCUGAGCACUCAGCUGAUGACGGAAACGGACCAUCUACUUAUCCACAGGUCCAACAUCAAACUGGAGGUUCAGCAGCAGAGUCUGGGAGAGGGAUCGAGCGGGCCUAAGUUCUGUGGUCCAGACGUAGAGAGCGUCACCAACAUAGACUGUAUCUCAGUCCCCACGCAGAACAUGCAGAAUCUCCAUGACAACGGCUUCCAGAAGGUGACUGUGGUCAACACGUGGUACAGUUCCCUGCGGCCUCUUUUCAACGCGGAGGAGAACAUCACCAUGAUUCCCAUCGUCACCGAUGGCAUCCAGAGGUACCUGGGCACCAUCCUGGGCUCCUCUGUCAUCUCUACUACAGUCCUGGGGGACGGACAGCCUGUCAGCAUGGCUGUGCGCUUCCAGCUCCAACACAGAUCUCAAAUAUGA